This is a messenger RNA of Stegostoma tigrinum, 5127 nucleotides long. It is a transcript of the gene adad1, whose product is annotated as adenosine deaminase domain containing 1 (testis-specific). Gene Ontology annotation, biological process: RNA processing; adenosine to inosine editing. Gene Ontology annotation, cellular component: nucleolus; cytoplasm. The transcript is spliced from 14 exons. Gene Ontology annotation, molecular function: tRNA-specific adenosine deaminase activity; double-stranded RNA binding; double-stranded RNA adenosine deaminase activity. The coding region runs from base 275 to 2065 and encodes 596 amino acids. NCBI's taxonomy places the organism in Eukaryota, Metazoa, Chordata, Chondrichthyes, Orectolobiformes, Stegostomatidae. The record is from RefSeq and is a predicted model, not a curated record.
AGAGCAACGGCUAAGUGAGUAACAACAGCUUUCGAGAAAUGUGAAUCGUAAUGUAGCUGGGUGUGUGAGUGUGACAUGUGCGUUCUGAGUAAGGCAGCUUCGGUCGUAUAUCAGCUGUGUAAUGGACCAGACUAAACCCACUCAACAUAUGUUAAGAAGACAGCCCAGACCCCAAUGCUUUCUUAUUUUUAAAGAUAUUUGAAUUCCAUCAUCUGCUGUGCUGAGAACUUGAUCCGCAUCUCUCAGGAUUACAAAUUGCCACCCCAGAUUGCAGAUGUUACAUUCUCUUCAGAGACCAGAGAAGAAUAACUACAGAAUGUCUGGUGACAGUGCCUGGCGUAAGGGUUCAGGAGAACCUAGCUUUGCUCAAAUAUUGAAAAAGAAUAUCCCUCCAAAACUACCACAACAAGCACUAAACGUAACUUUUACAUCACAGGGCGGAACUGCAGAAGAUUUGGAUUCUGGUGUAUCCAGAGUAAUUCAAAUUUCAGGUCAAUACCCAAAGUCACAAUUUGUUGAAUAUACGAAACCACUCUCAAACACUGCAUUACCACCAAAGAAAGUAUCCAGGGAAUUUAUUGAUAAAUAUAGACGUGGUGAGAUCAACCCAGUUUCAGCCUUGCAUCAGUAUGCACAAAUGUUGCGAAUGCAACUAAUUUUAAAAGAGACAGUAACGACAGGUAAUGUUUUUGGACAAUAUUUUGCAUUCUGUGCUGUAGUUGAUGGGGUUGAAUAUAAAACCGGAAUGGGCCAAAACAAGAAGGAAGCAAAAGCUAAUGCUGCACAAUUAGCUCUUGAUGAACUUUUGGACACAGAACUGAGCAAAACUUCAACUACAGGUCCUGCACCAAUACCUGCUGAACGAAGAGUAAUACCUGCACCGUGUUUGCCUUCAAGAAACCAACCAACAAAGUUAGGUUAUGAAGGAAGGAAUUCUUAUUAUAAAGCUGUUUCUGCAGCCUGCAGAGAUGUUUUCAGCAAGUUGACUGCUAACCUACCUGAGCUCCAGAACUGUAGCAGCUCUUUAGCUGCUUUUGUGGUUGAAAGAUAUGGACAACCUUAUGAAGUUGUUGCAAUUGGAACAGGAGAGAUGAACUGCAACGAUCCUUUGUAUUCUGAAGGCCGAAUCGUGCAUGACUCCCAUGCUGUAGUUACUGCAAGACGCUCGUUGUUGAGGUAUCUUUACAGGCACCUUCUUAUGUUCUACAACAAAAAUCCUGAUGUGGUGAACCAGUCUAUUUUUUGUAUCGACUCUGGAAGGAAAGUUAUUACUGUAAAGGAUCGCACUAAUUUUCACCUUUAUCUGAAUCAACUGCCAAAAGGAGCUGCACAGAUAAAACAGUUGCAUCUGGCUCCUCACUCGAUAUCUACCUUUCAUACUAAUAAGGAGAUGGAACUUCACGUUAUUUUGGAUGGGAAGGUGUUUGCAAUUAGUCACUGCAGUCCUGACAUAACUGCUUCUAGAGUGUGUAGCAUGUCGGCAAGUGAUAAGCUUACUCGUUGGGAAGUACUUGGAGUUCAGGGUGCUCUACUUAGUCACUUCAUUGAACCCAUCUACAUCAACAGUAUUCUUAUUGGUGAUGCCAACUGCAUAGAUACACGUGGAGUAGAGGUUGCAAUUAAACAGCGUGUAGAUGACUCACUGACUUCAAAGCUUCCAAAUUUCUACAUUGUCAGCAAACCACAAAUAUGUCUUACAGAAACUGCCUACCCCUGUCUAACAAAUUCUGUUCAUAAAACCCUCAGUCUGAACUGGUCUCAGUCAGAUUCUUUGGUAGAAGUGGUGAGUGGUACAACUGGAAGGAUUGCUGAAAGCUCACCAUUUAAAAGUGGUACUUCCAUGACCAGUCGCUUGUGCAAAGCUGCCAUGCUGAGUCGUUUCUAUCUUGUUGCAAAAGAAGCAAAUAGAGAAGAUUUAUCUACAGUUCCAACAUAUCAUGCAGCAAAGAUGAUGGCCAAGUCAUAUCAAGAAGCAAAGGUUUUGCUGAAAUCAUCGCUGGUACAUCAUGGUUUUGGUACCUGGCUGAUGAAGAAUCCAAAUGCUGAAGUAUUCCAAAUGCAAUGAGGGAAAAUACUAAGAAGAUCUUGAACUGUAAACUCAAUCACGCACUGUUCGUAUUUUCACAUCUAAAGGCUGAGAUAUAUUAGUGUGAAUAGUAGGCAAAGUGCAAAUUAAACUUUGGAAUGUCUGUUGCUUUAAUUCAUUCUAGAUUACCGUUCCACCAUAGAAAUGUUUGUACCUAAAUAAAUUGCUUUAGAUUUGACUUUAAAGAAAAAAUACCCUUCUUGGAUUCCUUGCUCACUCAUAAGGUCUACAAAAGCAGUGAGGUGAUGAUUAGCAGUUUGUUACUGAGAUUUUUCUGUAAAGGUUCUAAACUGAAAAAUAACAGCGCACUGAAUAACUGGCCAAAAUUCAAACUACCUUAUUGUGAAAUAGACAAUUCUUAUGUAAUAUUAUAUUUGGUUCAUUCGUAUAGCAUUGGAGUGGUUAGUGUUACACACCAUGCUUUGAUUAUCUGACAAAAGAAGCUUCUAAGUAUUUAAUUACCCUGCCUAAAUUAAAACAAUUUGCAUUGUUUGCACCAGAGGCAAUUCUGUACUUGGAAAUGAGUAUGAUUGAAAAUGUGUAUGGUGCAAAGUAGAUGUGAAGCUUUUGUCACAGAGUUAGACAUGAAGUUUAUUUUUUCCAUUAUUAUAGCAUGUAGGAGUAUAGUGCACAACUGUUUUGACCUCAGAAACAAGAAUAUACCAUGCUUCAAAAGUAUACACAUGGUUAAAUUUGUCCAAUUUGUGACUGUGUACACUAGGAAUCCAGUGGCUAGUUGGUGAUGCAUUCCUGUAGGGAAGUGCCUAGCUUUCACCAUUAUAAUUGUAGAAAAUACCAAGUACUAGUACAAAUCCUACUGAUAUAUUCAAUUUGGUAGAAUAUUGAACAGCCCUUCACUUUUUAAAAAAACAUCUGCCUUAUGCUAAUGUAUUUUAUUUGAUCCCCAGGCUGUUGGAAAAGAGAAUGAUUCCAGAAAUCAUCAUAUGAGAAUCCUAACUCAUGAUUUGUUAGGUUGUUAGAACUGCUGUAACUUGUAUAUGUUGAGAUAUUUUCAGAUUUGAAAGCAGUAAAUCCAACUGGUUGAUGUAGAGCAUCUUACACUAAUCUGAUGAAUCAGCUUUAACCCACUAUGUUAUGUUGUGUACAAUUAAAAUGUAUUGUUUAGAAUAUAGUGAGAUAUGUCCAUGCAAUAUGGAGGCCAGUUAGUUUUUCUUCAUAAUUGUGACCUUGAUACAGACUAAGUGUGUGUUAUUGAGAUUUUGAUCCCUCAACUUGGCAUUAAUCAUCUUAUCCAUCCAAUCUUCCUUCAAAAGUUCCUGUACAAGUCACCAUUUCCCUAUCUUCACAAACACAGCCAGCUGUGCAGUCAAGCCAUUACUGAUCUAGCUCUCGAUUACGAGUGAGUACAAGUCAGCCCAGUAAUAAUUCUCAUGAACAUUUUAAAAAAAAACAUGCAGUUUUUGCCAUCCCUGCCUUUCUGACAGGUAGUCCAACUGAGAAAUUAAUUGGAUUGCUUGUCAUGAAAUUGAACAUUAUAUUAUUUCUGCUAUGGAUUAUAGAUACAUAAUCUGAAGAUUCACUUGAACCCAUGAUCUCAACUGUUUUACAGUGAAGAAAUGUCAAAACUACAGUGAAUGAAUGUACCCUUGCACACUACUAGGUCUUAGAAGGUGGGAAAUCAGUUUUUCACACUAAAUUAGAUGGCAGUAGGAAGGAGAGGAGGAAAUCUACGCAGCCCACUUAUUGUAUCUAGGAAAAGAAUUCCAGGUUUAAGCAACCUUCUAUCUCUUUCACAUAGAUGGACUAUGUGAAAGUCCAUCUUCACAAUUCAAAUGCCUUGUUUCUUCUUCCUAGGAUUAGGAGAACCUAAUCCUAGGAAGAAGAAACAAGGUAUUUGAAUUGUGAGGGAGAUGUAAUUGUUAUGUUUGAGCAUAAUAGAACUCUAAAACUAAAACUAAAUACAGCAGGGUUGCAGAAGUCUACAUGAAAAGAAUUGAGUUGUGAUCCGAUUGUCUUAAUACUCUGUGGCUAAAUUAGUUCGAACACAAUUUUGAUAACCAUAAUGCCACAACAUCCAAUACUUGCGCUUGCAAGUUUAAUGCUGAAAUAUAAUGUCAAAGCUUGUGCAAUUAUCUUCUUGUUUUGGAUGAUAACUGGGGAUAUACUUUCCUCCUUGCAGGUCUUAUUUCCUAAAAAAUCUGUCUGUCUGAAUCAGUAAUUCUUUUGGCAGUUUUGUGCACUCGAAAGCAAAGACUGCAGCUACCAGAUUAACAGAUACUGUGUACUGCCCUCUUAAUCAUUAUUGUCCACUUUCUCUUUCCUACUAUUUUUUUGAUUUUUAUUUAAAUCAAUUCUAGUAUUGCUCCCCAAACUCCACACCGAAACAACAAUAAGUCUUUCUCAGAACAUCUUUUUCUUUUCAAUGUUUUGUGCUUCAUAGGGCUGUAAGACAUCUUCCAAAAAAGUAUAAUUUUUGAACACUGGCUAUCAAGGAUUUUUUUUUUUGCAAAGGCAAUUUAAAAUCUAGUGUGUAAAGAUGUGGUCACAUUGAUUAAACAAGUAGAUUUAUCCUUGGCACAUUGGAUGCAUUUUUCAAUCAGGCUUAGUUGCCACUAGGUCACUAAAUUCAGUAGUAACCUACAGGGUCCUGUCUGUUUGUAUGAAUAAAUAGUCACCACAAGGCAGUAUUGAAAUAGGAAAUUGAAGAGAAAUAAAAUUAAGCAACAUUAGGAUUGGGGGUUGUAAGCAGAAAUUUUAAUUUUAAGAUUUACAUUUUGUAAAUCUUUAAUUUUUUGUUACACAUUUUCUGUUAAGCAAAGAUGUUUCUAACAUUUGAACACUUCAUUACUGUAAGACUAUGGUUUGUUUUAGUCAUAGUCACUGAAUUUAUUCAAGGUACUUGAGGUCUAACAUGAGCAACUUUGCAGUAACUACGUUACAUUCACAGAAUUUUGUGAGCCUUUAAAAUGUGCAAAAAGUACUUCUGUAAAUUUAUCAGAUUUGCCAUGAAUGACAAAAAUAAUUAUGCCCUCUUAUUGUCCUACCUUAGAGAGGAGGACGAUAUGGUAAUUGGAGGACUU